GGACCAGGAUUAUGAUCCGCCUUACCCUUUGAAACAAAAUGAUGGCGUGUGUUCGAUUGAGCUGAACGGAUGACUUCUGUGGGAGUUUCAGUUUUUUUUUUGACAGAGGAUUCCAGGAAAUUGCCAGGCCAAACUGAAUUAACAAGAGGAGCUGUGGACACUUUUUUAAAAAGCACACACCCAGGCCUUGGGGUAUAAGCCGGGAGAGAAGAGAGCGGGACAUCACACUGCACGCUUUUAUCUCGCACACACUCAUCCCCUUGUUAUCAGAACUGGGACAGAGAUGGUGAAGAUCUUUGUGGGCAACGUGAACUCCUCGACCACUGAGCAGGAGCUGCGUGCACUGUUCGAGAAGUAUGGCGAGGUGUCGGACUGCGACAUCCUGAAGAACUAUGGCUUUGUGCACAUGGAGGAGGAGGAGGCGGCUCAGAAGGCGGUCUCCGCCCUGCACAAGCACGAGCUCAACGGGUCCCGCAUCACCGUGGAGUACGCCACCACCAAGGUGCGCAAUGCCACCAAGAUCUACGUGGGGAACGUGCCCGAGGGCGUGACUGCCAGCAAGAUUAAGGAACUGUUCCAGCAGUACGGCAAGGUGGUGGAGUGCGACAUUGUCAAAAACUAUGCCUUCGUCCACAUGCAGCGGGAGAACGAGGCCCUGGAGGCCAUCUCAGAGCUCAACCACUCAAAGAUCGAAGGCCAGAAAAUCUUCGUCUCCCUGUCCCGCAGCAACCAGGCCAAAGACGGCCGGGGGGAGGACUUCCCGCCCCCUCCCCUGCACUAUCCACCCCACCCGCACCACCACCCUCACUACCUGCCCCCUCGGCCCCCACCUGGAGACUACUACCCUCCCCGCGGGCGCCUUCCCCCUCCCCCUCUCCCUCCCCCCCCUCCCCGUGGUUACUACGAGCGUGAGCUCUACGAGAGGGGUGUCCGCUAUGACCCUUACGCCGCCUCCUCGCGCUACUACGAGCGGGACGGCUACGACCGCCGUCUGCCCCCACCUCCCCAGCGCCCUCUCUCGCCACCCCUCACGGCCAGAUACUACCGCGAGCGGAGCCCCUUGGGGAGCCGACGGGCCCUCCUCCCCCCUCCUCCACCACCACCUUCUUCUGCCAGCUAUGCCCGCAGCUACGCCCGAAGUGGCAGUGGCAGCAUGGUGCCCCCUCCUCCUCCACCCUCAUCCUCCUCCUCCUCCUUGUACCAUCAGCGCUAUUCCCUCGGGUCAGGGUUUGACAAAGAUGAUUACUUUGACGACAAGUACAGCAACGGUUUCAGCAGGGGCUACUGAAAGCACCUUUUGAGAAGGGCCGUGUGAGGGGUAAUCAGUUGGUGGGCUUAGGGUAAAGGGCAGCAUGUCAGGAAAAGGUGGGUGGAGCAGGGAAAGCGACGGUUAAAAAUUUGUAAUUGUAAAUAGAGCAUUUUAGGAUAACAGGUAAUGAAACUAAUACUGUAGAUUCUCAUUAAGCUGUAGGGGCAGAAGGAGGAUAUCAGGAGUUAAACACAGCACACAUUAACUUCAUAUGUAAAGGUUUUUUUUUUGUUGUUUUUUUGCUGACCAAAUCAGCCUUUGGAUAAUUUUUAUUUUUCAGUAUGUUAUUUCUAGAUGAGGCUGUAGAAUGUGUCUUUGCAUGCUAGUUUGGAGCGAAUGAGGAUAUUUGACUUAUUUACUGUAUUGAUGUUGAAGGGGACUCUAUUUAGGGUAAGAUUAAUAUUUUUUAUACGUGGCAUGAAAAAUGUAUCCAGUUGGAAGUGGUUUUUCAAUAGUUGAGGUCGUGCAUAACAUGGUCACGUUACAAUAGGGGAAAGGAAAUUUGGCUAGAAGGGUGGCAGUUGCACUAACUCUUGGUACAUGGAUGCUGAAUGGUGUGGCUGCUCGUGGGAGGUUUCCUUGUGGCUCCUUGUUUUUAUAGCCUCCUGCCCGAAGCCUGUCGACUGAGGAGCUGUAGCACGUAAGAUGAUAAUUACUAUUUUCAACCAACCCCAGCUCUUACCACCCUCCCUUUCUGAACCGUCUUAACACAACAGAAAUUCACUAAGUCAUGUUUCUCCCUGUGUUUCUCUGCCUGUCCUCCCUCCCUCCAGCCAUACCUUGGAGGAUUCAUACGUGCCCUGUAAGAAACGAGUGUUCAGAUUGGAGAGGCGUGGGUGUGUAUUUGAUUUGGUAUACAUGGCAUGUGUGUGGUGAGUGUGUUGGAGUCAGGACCCAGUGCUGCUGGGUGGGGUAUAAGUUAAGGAGGUUGGGGAGGUUUUUUGUCUGUUUAAGCGACACGACAGAGCUGUCUCUCAAACUGGUGGGCAGAUCGACCGACCGACCAACCAGCCAAACACAUUGCAACGACCGCCCGCCCGAUCGACCACCCGCAUCACAACACAGCCCCGUCCCGACCGAAAAGGGAACCGGCAACGCCUCAUAGGAUAAAGCUCCGACACCGAAACGCAACUCGAAAACGAACAAAACAAACAGUCCUCUAAAAAAAAUCGAAACGGCCGAAAAACCUGUUCCGACUUCUAGAUACUGCUUGUCCUUUUUUGGUUUAUUUUUUGCUAGCUAAGUUUUUGCUUUUUUUUCUUAGGUGGACGAAUCGCUCGCCUCUGUAGAGUGAAACAAGUGGGUGUGAAUCUUUGUGUUCCCUGGAUUUUAAUACCAGUUCUUUCUUUUAAUAUUACAAUAAAUCUAUUGACGUAGCUGUAAUUCAUAGUAGUAUUCAUGGGAGUCACUCUCCGUUUGAACUGUUAAUUCUGCUCUUCCUGUGCACAUGUCUCUCCCAGCGUUUGCUUCUGUUCAUAUAUUGUUAAUUCUGUUAAAAAUUUAAUUUAGCUAGCCUGCAAGCCGCCUCAGCCCUCUGGUGAAGAAACAAAGCGUUCUCUCAAUUCUUCCUUUAAUUUUUUUUGUUCUUUUUGGACUGUCCUCUCUUCCCGGUUAUGUUACUGUUACGGUUGUUAGAGCUUUGGAACAAAAAUCACUUUUGCUUGUCUUGAUUCUUUUUAAAAAUUCUUUUUUUUAAAACUUAGAGUGUCUUUAUCAGCCGCCUAAAUAAAACUUCGAAUUCUCUGACUCAUUUGAUCCCGUCACGUCUUCUUUCAUAUCGAUUGAGAUGGUAAACAUUUGUUCACACAUUUGGUUGAACACCGAGACA
Molecule: messenger RNA, 3137 nt
Organism: Megalops cyprinoides (Indo-Pacific tarpon)
Lineage: Eukaryota; Metazoa; Chordata; Actinopteri; Elopiformes; Megalopidae
Cellular component (GO): cytosol
Molecular function (GO): mRNA binding
Source: RefSeq, a predicted model, not a curated record